UUCAUGGCAUAAUUUAGAAAAAUCCACCACUUUGACAACACCCACAAUGGGUCAGAAACACCCACUUCUGCUCUGCACAGACCUCAGUCUCGCGCGUGAACAGAGAGUGAUAGGAGCCGCAGAUCCGCGCUUCAAUGAUCAGCUUCUGAAACAGCGACGCAGAGUGUGUGACAGCAGCCAUGAGGCGGACUAAAGCGGACGUGGAGCGCUAUAUCUCUACAGUUCAGAGCGCCUCGCCCUCGCAGAAAGCGAGUCCAGUCAAAGGAUUUCUGUUUGCUAAGCUAUACUUUGAGGCUAAGGAGUAUGACCUGGCUAAAAGACAUGUUUCGGAGUAUCUGACCGUCCAGCCGAAGGAUCCUAAAGCGCACAAGUUCCUCGGGCAGCUGUUUGAGCGAGACGGAGAAACGGAGAAAGCUGUGGGAUAUUACAAGCGCUCGGUGGAUCUGAAUCCGGCUCAGCACGAUCUGGUCCUGAAGGUGGCCGAGCUGCUGUGCAGUAAACCCGAGCACGACAGCCGAGCCGAGUUCUGGGUGGAGAAAGCGGCCAGGCUUCUGCCGGGACACCCGGCCGUCUUCAAUCUGAGGGAGAAGCUUCUGAGCGCUCAGAGCGGCUCUAACCAGCUGUACGAGCUGCUGCAGUCGGAGCUCAAGCUGCGGCCCGCAGACACCUACAUCAACCACAAGCUGGUGCAGCUCUACAGCGCAGACGGCCGGCACGAGGACGCCGUCAAACACUGCCUCGCCGUGGAGAAGGCCGGCGUCCUGAGACACUGUCUGGAGUGGUACCAGCUGCUGGUCAGCACCCUGCAGGAGUACCUCUGCCAGCCGAGCGUGUCGUCGAACGAACAGGCGUCACGCAAGUCUGAAGAGCUGCUGCUGGCGCAGUGCAGCCGCGUGAGACUGACGCUGGCGCUGAAGGGCUGUGAGGAGAGCACCGCUGCGCUCUGGAGUUUUGACUGUGCGAUGCAGGAUCUGAAGAACACGGCCACGAACACACCGGACGAGCUGGCGGAGGUGUUCACGGAGAUGAGGGCGCACCUGUACCUGUACGCCGGGACGCUGCUGCUGAAGAGGGCGCAGGACGGGGCGCAGCAGUGGAGGGGCGUGCUGGAUCUGGCCGCUCUCUGUUAUCUCAUAUCCUAUCAGGCUCCGAGACCCAAAGCCAAGAGCUUCAAGAGUGAGCAGGCGUCCCAUGAGCCUCUGGAGCUGCUGGCCUGUGAUCGUCAGAGUCAGGCGGGUCACAUGCUGCUGAACCUGAGCCGGGACGUGGAGCAGCUGCUGAAGGACGUGGUGGAGGUGUUCGGGAACCAGAGCGGCCCGGGCUGUCUGUUUGACCAGCUGUUCGGCGCACAGACGCAGGAGCGGCUCUCCUUCAUCUGCAACGAUGACAUCCACAUCCUCAGCGUACACGCGCCCAAAGCCGCAGAUCUGGCCAAGUGGGACAGCGGAGCGGUGCUGCUGCAUGCGGGUGAUCUGCAGCAGCUGACGUGGCUCGGCCUGCAGUGGGCACUCAUGGGUCAAAGCGCGAGUCUGCAGGACUGGCUCAAGCAGCUCUUCCCUCGCCUCACGCUCGAGACCUCCAAACUGGACACCAACGCGCCGGAAUCCAUCUGCCUUCUGGACCUGGAGGUGUUCGUGUGCGGCGUGGUGUUCUGCAGUCAGGCGCAGCUGCAGGAGAGGGCGAAGAUUGCGUCCCGCGCUCAGCCGCACGAGCCGCGCUGUCUGCCGCUGCACAUCAUGAAGCUGCUGUCGCCUGACAGCAGAGAGUGGUGGGAUGCCGUCUACAGCCUGAUUCACAAGAGAGCGCAGCCCGGGACGUCUGCUAAACUGCGUCUGGUCGUUCAGCACGGUCUGGGCACACUGCGCGCCGGAGAGAAACACGGCCUGCAGCCGGCGCUGCUCAUACACUGGGCUAAACAUCUGACUGACGCGGCUGAGCGGGUGAACUCUUACUACCAUCAGAAGGAGUACGCUGGCCGCAGUGUGCACUACUGGAAGGUUGUGCUCCCCCUGCUGGAGAAGGUCCGACACAAACGCAGCAUCCCUGAACCCCUCCAGCCCAUGUUCAUGCACUUUCGGAGCAGAGACAUACAGCUGUCUCAGGUGCGAGUAUAUGAGGAAGAUGCUACCGUAAGCUUCGCCGCACUCCUUGACAUCGAGGGCAACACAGAAGAGGCCAUCGCGAAGCUGGAGCAGCUCAACAGCAUCUCGUCUAACUGGCAUCUGGCGAAGAUCUAUCAGAGGCUGUCAGAGGAGGCAGGAAACGGGCUUGAGGAAACUCAGGGCAGGUGCACCAACUUCCUCCUGAAGUUCAGAAAGUACUUGACCAAGAUUUAUCAGGCCAAUGCAGAGGAUAUGGAGAAGUUACCUGUAUCUAUGGAGGAGGUGAUGGAUUUGUUGAAUGAGAUCAACCAGCAGCUUGAAGAUGUUGGUGAGGUGGAUGAAGAUCAGGUGGACUAUCCUGUGACAUCCAGCCCCGGUCAGCCCGCUGAAGGCCAUGUUAAAUACUCCACACCUUCCUCAUUCAAGAGUGUCACGUCACCAUCCAAAAGAUCUGUGUUCUCCCCCAAAACGCCGCCUCACUGGGUGGAGGACCAGAAGUCACUGCUGCAGAUGUUAUGCCAGCAGGUCGAGGCCUUGAAGAAUGAGGUUCAUGACCUACACCAUAAUUCUUCAGAUGCCACAGCAUCCUCAUAUAGGAUGUAUCGAGACAACUACACUGCAGAAGGACUUCAGGAAACGUUUCCUGCAGCGCAGACGUUCAGUGGUGUUCCUGUCACUGUUGCUACUACAGGUCCCUCUGUGUACUACAACCAGUCUCCAGCAUAUAAUUCACAGUAUCUUCUGCGCACCGCUGCAAAUGUCACACCAACAAAGGGCCCAGUAUACGGGAUGAAUCGCCUUCCUACACAGCAACAUAUGAAUGCCUACCAACAAUCAACACACACUCCACCUCUCCAGUCAACACCUGCAUGCAUGUAUCCUCAAGAGCAGGUCUUCGGUCCUCCCAUCCGGUUUGAGUCACCAGCUACAACAUUACUCUCCCCAUACAGUGAGGAGUAUUAUGGUCACAAUGUUCCUCAGCCCACAGUAAAUCCAACAUUGCCAGAGCCUGGAUAUUUCACUAAGCCAUGUGCUGUUACAUCCACACAGCCAACCAGGAGCACUGAAAGCAAGGCUGUCGACCCCAAGAUGAGUUUUGGGCCGCAGUUCACAGGUGAACCUGCUAAGGUUCCCAACUUUGGAGGAGGAGCUGUCACCCAAACAACAACAGCAACAACUGCGUUCAAGUUCAACUCCAAUUUCAAGUCCAAUAAUGGUGAUUUCACCUUCUCCUCUGCUCAGGGGAAAAACAGUGAAAGCCUCUUGGGACUUCUGACAUCAGAUAUUCCUCCCAAAGCAGAGGUACCAUCAGAACCGAAACAUCAGACUCAAGACCAGCUGCCUAGCCAGAGCGAAGUCUUUACCUUUGGAAGUAAAAAUUCUGCAGGAUUUUCAUUCACUGAUGGUGCUCAGAACCAGAUGAGUGUUUUUGGCGACACCGACCAAAGGUUUAGCUUUACAAGUGGAACCAAGCCAACAUUAGGGAAUUCCGAGGCUCGGGAAGAGAAAAGUGGGGAAAGUGACAAUGAUAGUACCCAUGUGGAAGAGGACGAGGAUGGGCCUCAUUUUGAGCCCAUUGUGCCUCUACCUGAUAAGGUCGACGUGAAAACUGGUGAGGAAGAGGAGGAGGAGAUGUUCUGCAAGAGAGCAAAACUCUUCCGAUUUGACUCGGAGGCUAAAGAAUGGAAAGAGAGGGGCAUUGGCAGUAUCAAAAUCCUGAAGCACAAAACCUCCGGGAAAGUUCGUCUGUUGAUGAGGAGGGAGCAGGUUCUGAAAAUCUGCGCCAAUCACUAUAUCACUGCUGACAUGGCCCUCAAACCAAAUGCUGGAUCUGACAAAUCCUGGGUGUGGUACGCUAUGGAUUAUGCAGAUGAAAUGCCGAAGACUGAGCAGUUGGCCAUUCGUUUUAAAACAGCAGAAGACGCGGCGCUGUUUAAAGUUAAAUUUGAGGAGGCUCAAAAGUUCAUUUCGGAAUCCCUGCAAAGCCAACAGACUGAAAAGGAAAGCGCAACUUCACAACCUCAGGUUUCAUCCAAAGUAGUGGAUCUCAAAACCCUGUUUUCCAAGAAGGAGGGUGAAUGGGACUGUGACGUGUGCUGUGUAAGAAACGCUCCCACGUCUGCGGUGUGCGUGGCCUGCAACAGUGCAGCUCCUUCUACAGCACAGGUCAAACCUAUAGAGGAACCCAAAGGCUCUGGCCCUGUGGCUCCUCCUGCCAAACAGUUUUCUUUUGGACUUUCUGGAGAUUCCGCUAAGAACACCGCCAGCACUGAUGUCAGCUCGAAGGGCUUCAUGUUUGGAUCUCAAAUACCAGUUUCUUUUAAGUUUGGAUUGACUGAUGCUGUGGUGACAUCUGCUGGCUUUGGAGCUCAGGCUGAGAAGAAAACAAUUCAGGCUGAUGCACCACAACAAGAGAAAGUGGGCACUGGAUUUGGUGCUCAGUUUGCCAAGAAAGAGGGUCAGUGGGACUGUGACUCCUGCCUAGUGAGGAAUGAUGCCUCAGCAACUGAAUGCGUUUCUUGCAAAGCCCCCUGCAGCACUGAAAAAACUAAUGCAUCAUCGAAAGUUGGGCUAGCUGCCAUGUUUUGUAAAAAAGAUGGACAGUGGGAUUGUGACACUUGCUUGGUAAGAAAUGAAGGUUCAUCUAGCCAUUGUGUUUCAUGUCAGACAGCAAACCCAAAUAUGAAAAACAAGAUCUCUGAUUCUUGCAGCCAACCUGCUGAGACAGGAUUUAAUGCCGAUUUCAAUUCAGGCACUGCUUUUCAGUUCGGCACAAGUACGGAUAAAGCAUCCUCAGAAGGCUUCAAGUUUGAGUCCUCCACAACUGAGGCUGAAAAGUCAUCAGGCAGUUCCAAUUUUUCGUUUUCUAUGCCGCCGCCUGUUGGCGGGUUUAAGUUUGGCAUUCCAGAAUCUGAGGCAAAACCAUCAGACGGACAGUCCCAAAAUGGAUCUGCAUCUGACCUCCUCAAAAAUAUUGCUGAGCUUCACAAAGAGAAAGAAAAUGAGGCAGCCCCAACUUCCUCAGAACAGUCUGUAGAUGCUGAUGGUCAUGAAACUAAAGGUGUUAGGUUUACCAGUAAAGAGGAGAUUAGUUUCGCUUACUUGGCAAAGUCACCAGGAAGUUUUCAGUUUGGCCAGAAGGAUCCAGCUUUCAAAGGCUUUGCAGGUGCUGGCGAGCAGCUCUUUACACAGUUUCAUUCCGGCACCAAGGCAGACAUCUCUGGUGAGUGCUCCACAACUGAGGCUGAAAAGUCAUCAGGCAGUUCCAGUUUUCCGUUUUCCAUGCAGAAAAUGCAGAUCCAGACGCCUGUUGCCGUAUUUCAGUUUGGCAUUGCAGAAUCUGAGGCAAAACCAUCAGACGGACAGUCCCAAAAUGGAUCUGCAUCUGACCUCCUCAAAAAUAUUGCUGAGCUUCACAAAGAGAAAGAAAAAGAGGCAGCCCCAACUUCCUCAGAACAGUCUGUAGAUGCUGAUGGUCAUGAAACGAAAGGUGUUAGGUUUACCAGUAAAGAGGAGAUUAGUUUCGCUUACUUGGCAAAGUCACCAGGAAGUUUUCAGUUUGGCCAGAAGGAUCCAGCUUUCAAAGGCUUUGCAGGUGCUGGCGAGCAGCUCUUUACACAGUUUCAUUCCGGCACCAAGGCAGACAUCUCUGGUGAUCAAGAUGAUAAAAUGUACAAAACUGAGGAGAAUGACAAUAUUCGGUUUGAGCCUGUGCCACUGCCUGAUUUUGUUGAGGUCUCAACAGGAGAAGAAAACAAGCAAGACCUUUUCAGUCACCAGUCCAAAUUAAACUGUGAUGAUAAAGAUCUUUGUCAGACACCUGGGGCAAAGCUUGGCGCUCAAAGCACCAAGAAUUUGGUCUCUCCCCCAAAGUGUGACUUUGAGUCAGAUUCUGUGCAGAAGACCUUUGGAAGCCAUUUGCCAUCAAAAGAAAAAUGUCCUGUUAUAAUUUCCAGCUCAAAAGAUGAGGAAACAGCUGUCUUAAGACUGAAGACCUCUGGACCGGCAGUGAGCAGCCAGUCUUCAGUUGGGACUCCUUUCAGCAUACCAACAAUUUCCUCACCGUCGGAGCAGAACACUGAGCUCCAGAAGCUGCGGCAGGCACAGGUGAGGUGUGCUCCCGAUCUUCACAACACAGCACCAGUUCUUCAGGUGAAGCCUUCCCAUGAUGCAGCAGCUGUGGACACGAGCGGCGGCGGAGCAGAAGAGCGUCAGACAGACACACCGGUGGCUGACGGCAGCCUCUCUACCAAGAGAAGCAGUGAGAGCGACUCCAGCGAAGCUACAGUUUCCUCACCGUCGGAGCAGAACACUGAGCUCCAGAAGCUGCGGCAGGCACAGGUGAGGUGUGCUCCCGAUCUUCACAACACAGCACCAGUUCUUCAGGUGAAGCCUUCCCAUGAUGCAGCAGCUGUGGACACGAGCGGCGGCGGAGCAGAAGAGCGUCAGACAGACACACCGGUGGCUGACGGCAGCCUCUCUACCAAGAGAAGCAGUGAGAGCGACUCCAGCGAAGCUACAGGUCUGUCUUUUGGAUUCACAUCUGCGGGUUGGAAUUUAUUUGCAGAACUGGCAAAGGCUUCAGGGAAAUUUGGAGAAAAAGAUGAUAAUUUCUCAUGGUCAGGCACAGGAGCCACAGUCUUUGGAAGCACAGGGACACAAAAGGAAGGAGAAAAAAACAGCCAUGAAGCAGAAGCGGAGGGCAGCGAUGAUGAGACGCCGGUCGUGUCUCUGCCUGAGGGGCUGGCGGAAAUAAGUUCAUUUGCCAACUGAGAGAAGACGCCGCCGAUCCUGGCUCCAGGCCUGUAGGUGGCGGAGAUGCACACGUGACGUCUGUCAAGCACCCUUACUGUCAGUCCUGUGUCCUGUGUCAUGUGUCAUGUGUUCCCGCCUCUUGUUUCCUUAUUUGGUCUUGUUCCUGUCCUUGUUCUGUGUGUUUAUUAGUUUAUUCAGUUCAGGUGUGUGUAAUUAUCUGUUAUUGUCAUGUGUAUUUAGUUCAUGCUUGUUUAGUUAGUUUUCGUCUGGUCUACUCGUUACUCCUCGGUGUUCCUGUCUGAGUCAGUCUUGUCUUGUCUUGUCUUGUCUUGUCUUGUCUUGUCUUGUCUUGCCUUGCCUUGCCUUGCCUUGCCUUGCCUUGCCUUGCCUUGCCUUGCCUUGCCUUGCCUUGCCUUGCCUUGCCUUGCCUUGCCUUGCCUUGCCUUGCCUUGCCCUGCCCUGCCCUGCCCUGCCCUGCCCUGCCCUGCCCUGCCCUGCCCUGCCCUGCCCUGCCCUGCCCUGCCCUGCCCUGCCCUGCCCUGCCCUGCCCUGCCCUGCCCUGCCCUGCCCUGCCCUGCCCUGCUUGAGUUCAUUAAAGACUAUUAUUUUGAAGUUUAUCCUCGUCUCCGUGUUCCUCGUUCCUCCCUGCUGUGUGCACCGUGACACUUACAAAGCAGCAGAAGAAGAAGACAGAAAGGAAAAUGCAUUGAAAACUUGGAUGAUUAGUUCUUAACUCUUUCCCCGCCAGCUGUUUUUAAAAAAUGUUGUCAGCCACCGCCAGCAUUUUUUCACGUAAAUUUGACGGCCCUCAGAAUAUUUUCUGCUAUGAAUAUAUGAACAUAUUAUAUAUCAAAAUAAAGAUGUGUUCAUGUUUUAUCACCACUU
Onychostoma macrolepis is the source of this 7742-nucleotide messenger RNA. Its product is annotated as E3 SUMO-protein ligase RanBP2-like. Gene Ontology annotation, molecular function: protein binding; GTPase activator activity. Gene Ontology annotation, cellular component: nuclear pore; cytoplasm. The record is from RefSeq and is a predicted model, not a curated record. Gene Ontology annotation, biological process: NLS-bearing protein import into nucleus. Lineage: Eukaryota; Metazoa; Chordata; Actinopteri; Cypriniformes; Cyprinidae.